ACAGGAAAGUCCGACACCAGAGACAUGGUUACCCUAGAAGUGACAACAGGCUUAUUUUUUGUAGGAGCCUUUUUAAUUCCACAUGGAAUAUCUGGAACAAUUAUUAAUUCUGAUGCACUAUCUGAAGGGAAUUGUCACUCGGAGGAAUUGAGAAUUUCGAUUUCGUUGGAAUGUGACAUUAUAAACAUCGUUUUCAGCAUACUUUCAUAUAUUAUAGCAGACUGUAGGCUCAUAAAUGACGAGCUACGUUGUCAAACCGGGAAUUUAGUGAAUUAUUCUCACAACACCAGUGGGAUUCUAACCAUAACAACUCCAUUUAACCACACUAUACAUGCAGGAAAAAUACUGUGGGUGAAUACUACAUGUUCUAACAGCAGCGAUGUGCAGCAAAAUAUUCUUCUUAAGCCUUGUCUUUCUGGGUUUCAAACAAUGGCGUACUAUAACAAGACGCACUUUACUAUUUCCUGUGAGCAUACGUCCUUCAAUUUUUCCCUGACGGGUAUACGCCUUGUUAACGACAACGAAUUGGCACAUUGCAGGUGGAAUAAAACGAACAAAUGUCAUGCCACUUAUGGAGAUGUUAAAGCUCUUGACAAUGGUAUGAAGUAUACUUCUCCAUAUACCCCGGGAAUGAACUUUACAUGUAAAUUCGACGGGCUGUCAGUGGAAAUUGUUCCUCAACUACAAUCAACAAUAAACACGACGCCUAGCACCACCAGAACACCCUCGAGUUCAACUUCAUCACAGAGCCAAGAGAACGGAUCCACGGCCCAAGAUAACGGACAAACUAAAGUGACCAGUCCCUCUUUGAUGAUCCUUAUUUUGUGUAUCUUGUAUUUUCUUCAAAGAGAUGUAUUCAUUUGAAAAUUGACCGAUCAAAAAGAUGGAGUUUUAUACAUCCCUCGUGAUGUGUACGCCUAAUGAAUCCUCAGCUUGGGGUUUCAGUCAUAUCCUUCCGAAAUGAUUUGUGAUGAUAAUCGUGGAAUCAUUGUGCUCUCGAACCCUUUUCAGUUGAUUCAAGAGGUAAGCUGAGUAAGAAGAGGGGCAAUCUGAAUAUGCAAGAUUUCUCUUAGAGAAGCUGAUGUGAACCUUGCCCGGAGAGAAGCGUCAAUUCAUCAGCUGAUUAUGGAGCAUCAAUAUUACAUGGAAUUGAUCGUGCCGUUCACUUGUAGCACCGAUUUUGAUUAUACACUCUUUUCAAAUAAAGAUAAUCUCUCUGGA
This is a messenger RNA of Saccostrea cuccullata (small rock oyster), 1221 nucleotides long. RefSeq lists its product as uncharacterized. The transcript has 5 exons. Bases 25 to 864 code for a protein of 279 amino acids. The record is from RefSeq and is a predicted model, not a curated record. Lineage: Eukaryota; Metazoa; Mollusca; Bivalvia; Ostreida; Ostreidae.